CAACUCCAAACGCUUGCCACCUCGCCGUCACCACCCACAGCCUUGUCGUACGUCUUCUUCUCUGGUCGACGACGCCAUUGCGAAGGUAGCACGAGUUCCUAUGCAUGCUUUCAUCGCCUGCAUAUCCAUCCCCGCAUUGUGCUGUCAUCCAAUCGCCGCACAAAGCAGCUCUCGCGCGACAGCCUUCGGUCCGGUUCGCUCCACAAUCCUCAUCAUCCCCAACUCUGAUAUUCAGCUGUCAUCAAUCUCGAGGGUAUGAGGUCGCCGUCGGCUUGUCAGCAUUGACCGACUUUACAGUAUGACCAGCUCAUCCAGUCAACCUGGAUUUGGUCUGGGUGACAAUCGCAGAGCUUCUCUCUCGAAUCCGGGAUACAUGGUUCCAGAUGCGCGUAAUCCCCGCAUCGAUACGCUGAUGAAUUCUCAACAACCGGGAUCGUCGAAUCCAUCUGCAUUCGACACUUCAUCUCCCGGCUCGCUCGACUUCAAUUUUCCCUUCACAGGGAGUCCGCACGGCAGCAGCAAUAGCGGCAUCGACGUCCCACCGGAUUUUCGGACAAGCAACAGUCAAGGUUUUGCCAACCGAGGCAAAAUCCCCUACCCUCCUGGUAAGGUACCCAGUCCACAGCACCGCGCCAGCCUUGCCAGCAUUGACUCUGCUUUCGACCACGAUCUUUUCGGAGCAGCAGCGCUCAAUCAGUGGACGUCAAACACCCCGGCCAAUCAAGCGGUUAGUAAUGCAGACUCUUCGCCCCCAAAGCCUGCCAGUGCGGCCGAGCUGGACAGGAAACCGGAUAAAGACAACGACAACAUACCAGCUUGGAGCGAGUUGAAAACUAAAGCGGGCAAAGAAAGGAAGCGCUUACCUCUGGCCUGCAUAGCAUGUCGACGCAAAAAGAUCAAAUGUUCGGGUGAAAAGCCUGCUUGCAAGCACUGUCUACGGGCCAGAAUCCCUUGUGUCUAUAAAGUCACCACGAGGAAGGCCGCGCCACGAACAGAUUACAUGGCCAUGCUCGAUAAGAGGCUCAAGCGCAUGGAAGAUCGAGUCAUACGUGUCAUUCCCAAAGAUGAACUCCCCGAUCUCAAUGCCACCGGCCGCGCUUCUGUCCGUCCCCCAAUCCCCGGACAAGCACCGAAGAAAGACAAGAUUCAACCCAAGAAACGUUCCGCAGAUGAAGCGUUCACCCAAGAACUCAAUGACUGGCGAAAUCCUAGAGAGAAAACCACGCUCCUCGAUCCUACUGCAGGCCUCAGAAAACAACGAGAAGGCGAAAACAAGCUCUUCAUCGAAGGCUCCGAAUCACUUCCACCACAACAUAUCCAAGAACAUCUCGCGGAAGUCUUUUUCGACUGCGUAUAUGGCCAAUCAUACCUGCUCCUCCACAAACCCAGCUUCAUGCGCAAACUCAAAGCUGGCACCAUCCCUCCCGUCCUCAUCCUCGCCGUGUGCGCCAUCUCCGCGCGCUUCUCGACCCAUCCUCAAGUCAGCACCGAACCAGCAUUCUUGCGUGGUGAACAAUGGGCCACACCCGCCCGCCGCAUCGUCGAGAAACGCCACUACGAGCCCAACAUCACCAUCCUGACGGCCAUGCUAAUGCUGGGCUUGCACUACUUUGGCACCUGCGAGGGCGGUCUGUCAUGGUCGUUCGGCGGCCAAGCCAUGCGCAUGGGCUACGCACUCCAACUGCACCGAGAACUCGACCAUGACCCUCUCGGACGCAAUCAAAUCGCCAACGAUUCAACCAAGAAGGGUCUCAAACCACCUGAGCUAUCUUUCACCGACCGCGAGAUCCGCCGCCGCACAAUGUGGGCCUGCUACCUCAUGGACACAUUCAACUCCUCCGGCACCGAACGCCCUUCCUUCCUGAAUGAAGAAUACUACCAGAUCCAACUGCCCAUCAAAGAGUCGCACUUCCAGAUGGAAGUGCCCGGUCCAACAGAGGACCUCUACGGGAACGUGCCCAUGUCUUCGUCCAAACCUUCCUCUUCGCUCGAGACCAACACGACGACCGACCUUGCCGCCGAGGCGAAAUCCAACAUGGGCGUGUCCGCGUACAUCGUCCGAGGCGUCGUGCUCUGGAAGCGCAUCGUCAAAUACCUCAACCUCGGCGGGAAGGACAAAGAUCCGCAUCCGAUAUGGGACACACUGUCCCAAUUCGCGACGCUGCAACGACAAAUCACGCAACUCAAAUCCUCUCUGCCCGCCGAGUUGACAUACACACCGGACAACCUCGCAACGCACGCGUCCGAACGUCUCGCUAACCAAUUCCUCUUCCUGCACAUCGUCCUGGCCCAGACGUCGCUUUUCCUGCACCGCUUCGCCAUCCCCACCGUGCCAUCGACCUCGCGCCGGCCACACCACCACGCCUACACGGCCGCCGGCAUGCCGCGCAGUUUCCUCAGCAACAGCGCGAACACGGUCAUCGAGUCCGCGGCCCUGAUCUCCAAGAUCAUCGCCGACUCCGCGGGCCACACCCUCACGGUCCCGUUCGCGGGGUACUGCGCCUACGCAGCGGCCACGGUCCACGUCUGGGGCAUAUUCAGCAAGAACGCCGCGCUGGAAAGUGCGUCCAAAGAGAACCUGCGGCACAACUACAAGUACCUCACCCGCAUGAAAAGGUACUGGGGUAUGUUCCACUACAUGGCGGAGAGCGUCAAGGACAACUAUCGCGCCUUCGCAGACGCCGCGCUCCGCAUGAGUUCCUCCUCGGCAAACGCAAACGCAAACGGCCUGCUGAUGGCGAAUAUGCUGCGCCGCCAAGGCUCCAGCCAGGGUCUUGAAGGCAAUAAUAGCAAUAGCGGGAUCCAAAUCCCAAUGGACCUCGACGUCACAGGGACGAGCGCGCCGCCGUCGCGCGCCGAGACGCCCGGUGGUGACUCGAAAAGUGGUGCGCACGGCGCCAGCUCGUCCGCGGGCUCGGGCAAGGCCAUGUUCCAGUACGGAGAUUGGUUCGACAAGUACCCGCACGGGGUGAGCGAGAGCGACUGGGAGAAGUCGCAUCUCGAGUAUAGGCGCGAAGCCGGCACCGCAGAAGCCGUCAUGUCGCAACGCAGCGAUCUGCAAUCUGUCGAGGAGUUCUUCGCGAGUUUAAGUCCGCCGAGUAAAGCGGACGACGGGCCGAGUGGACAGAGAGGCAAGAAGAUCGCACGAAGGCGCGGCAAAAGCGUGGCGGAGAACAAGAAGGACGGGAAAGGUGGAGGAAAUAAUGCCUCUGUUUCUGUUUCUGCUUCCGGAGCACCAGCCGGCUCUAUUCAAUCUACGACGGCUGCACAGCAAGCACAACCUGCACCGCAGCAAGGAAGGCCGCGACUGUCAAGCAAUGCGGGAGAACUCCAUGUCAAUCAACCAUUCAACCCAGCCGACUUCGACACCACGUCACCCUCGCUAUACCAGACACCACAGAUGGGCGGGCAGUCCCAGGGUCCUGACCCUUAUAGCUUUGACAAUUUGCCCCAUGUCAACAUGAACUGGAUAAAUACCCUUCCAGCAAUUGACAGACAAAUGGUCUUUGGCGCGUACACCGGCAUCGACCCUUCCAACGACACCAACCAUGGUACUCCCAGCCUUGCGAAUCUGAACAAUGAUUCGACUUCGAUGGAGACCUUUGGCAAUACCAAUCCUUGGGAACAACUGGAUCUGAAUGGAUUUGGGUACAACGACCCUCUUGCUGGCGGAAAUGGCAUGAUGGACACAGGUUCUUCGGCGUGGUUGUUGCCCUUCAACAUUGAGCCGCCGAAUUAUGGUGGCGGUCUGGAUGAAUUUGGCAAUACCGCUCUUGACGGUAUGGAUUUCGGUGACAUGCCUGCUGCUGGUGCUGGUAUGGGAAGUGACAGUGGCUCUCAAUUCCCCGAUCACAAGCCUCCUGCUUAACAGUUGUGGCAUCGGAUCAAUAGCUGGGAAGAUCCUGCGUGGAUUGAGUCACUUGGGAUUUACGUUGGCUUGAAAUUCAAGUCCAAAGUGCCAUUCGCUCAGCCAUAUAAUGUUCCCUGGUAUAGCAACAAAUUGCUGCGAGCCUCA
Exophiala xenobiotica is the source of this 4015-nucleotide messenger RNA. RefSeq lists its product as uncharacterized. Gene Ontology annotation, cellular component: nucleus. The record is from RefSeq and is a predicted model, not a curated record. Lineage: Eukaryota; Fungi; Ascomycota; Eurotiomycetes; Chaetothyriales; Herpotrichiellaceae. The coding region runs from base 299 to 3868 and encodes 1189 amino acids. Gene Ontology annotation, molecular function: zinc ion binding; DNA-binding transcription factor activity, RNA polymerase II-specific; DNA binding. Gene Ontology annotation, biological process: regulation of DNA-templated transcription; DNA-templated transcription. The transcript has a single exon.